CUCAUAUCUUCUUAAAAUAUCGAUAAAAAGUAUUGGUUCGUGUGUCGCCUAGAUUUGUGUUAGUUGCCACCGCCUAUUCGAUCUUAAUUAAUUUCUUAUUAUCCUGAAAAGUAGCUAAUCAUUAAUUUGCCAGUAUAUAAUAUCUUCUGCUUCGACUUAGGUUGCUACUAUACUCUCUACCUAUAUAUUAUUGCAGCGAGAAUUGAAGCAAGAGAUUAAUUAAGAAGAAGGUAGGUAGGGCGGAUAUGGAGGAGAGGCAAGAUGUUAUAGCGGUUCCAUUUCCAUAUCAAGGUCACUUAAACCCUAUGUUUCACUUCUGUUCUUGUUUAUCUGCUAGAGGCCUUAAAGUCACCUUAGUCCUCACACACGGCGUGGCAAAAUCCAUGCAAUCCACCCUUUCCCAGGCCUCCAUCCAUACCGUUGAGUUCAUUUCCGACGGCAUCGAAGGCGUGGGCGAUCCGCCACGCACCUUCCAAGAAUACCAUGCUCGUCUGCGAGCCGCCUUUUCCGACGGGGUCGGUGCCGUUAUUGAGAAGCAAAAGGCUAAAGUUCUGGUGCAUGAUGCGCUCAUGCCGUGGCUUUUGGAGGUAGGCAGAGCGGAUGGGUUGGGUGUGGCUACUUUUUUUACUCAACCUGCUUCUGUUUGUGCCGUCUAUUACCAUAUGCUUCAUGGCCACAUCCAAUCACAUACUCAUGAUUCUAAGCUGCGUUUGCCUUCCUUGCCGGAACUGGAAUUCCCCGAUCUGCCUUCCUUUUCCUACUUUGCCGGUAUUGUAGAAGAAGUUACGGAGUUUAAUAUCAGUCAAGCCGCAAACAUGCCCAAAGCUGACUGCUUUCUCAUCAACACAUUUCACUCCCUGGAAGAGAAGGUAGUGGCGUGGAUGGUGAACAAAUGGGCAGUGAAGUGCGUGGGACCCUUGGUUCCAAUUUUCCACAAGACACUUCAUGAUGAAAAGCAAGAUAGAAUUGACUUGUUUGAGUUAGAUGGUGAGAGCUGCAUACAAUGGCUAGAUAACAGAGAACCAAAGUCGGUGGUUUACGUAUCAUUUGGAAGCGUUGUGGUGUUGACGGAAGAGCAAAUGGAGCACAUUGCGUGGGGCUUGGCUCAAUCCAACAAAUUCUUCAUAUGGAUUGUGAGAGAAUCUGAAGAGAUUAAACUCCCUAAAGAUUUUAAACUCAAGACAUCAAAGAUGGGCCUUAUUAUGAAAUGGUGUCCUCAAAUUGAAGUUUUGUCACACAAGGCAAUCGCAUGCUUUGUGACGCAUUGCGGAUGGAAUUCGAUACUAGAAGCAUUGUGUUUGGGUGUGCCGAUGGUCGGCAUGCCACAUACGACAGAUCAACCGACUAAUGCCAAACUUAUUGAGGAUGUUUGGAAAGUUGGGGUUCGAGUUAAGGUGAAUGAGGAGGGACUCAGUACAAGACAAGAAAUUGAGGGUUGUAUAAAGCAAGUGACAGGAGAAAGAGCUGAAGAGUUUACAAGAAAUGUCAUAAAAUGGAAAGAAUUAGCCAAAGAGGCAACAAGUGAAGGUGGAAGUUCUUAUGAGAAUAUCAAAGAUUUCGUGGCUUUUGCUAAAUCCUAUUCCGAGUAGUACUGUAGUACAUGCUCACUUCAUUUGGUGAUUUGGGUUAAGAGAUUACCAAAUGCUCUCUUCAUUUGGGGGUUGGGAGAAUCAGAGGUUUGGAGUUUAUUUUGUAACUUGCUAGGGAGCAAAAUUUGUCCUGAGCAAUAGGUUUCUUCUCUUUAAAUAUUUUUCACAAACCAAAUGGAAUGCAAGUUAUAAGUUACAGGAA
This is a messenger RNA of Ipomoea triloba (trilobed morning glory), 1791 nucleotides long. Its product is annotated as UDP glycosyltransferase 9-like. Bases 246 to 1589 code for a protein of 447 amino acids. Lineage: Eukaryota; Viridiplantae; Streptophyta; Magnoliopsida; Solanales; Convolvulaceae. The transcript is spliced from 2 exons. Gene Ontology annotation, molecular function: UDP-glycosyltransferase activity. The record is from RefSeq and is a predicted model, not a curated record.